This is a messenger RNA of Helianthus annuus (common sunflower), 1175 nucleotides long. Its product is annotated as cyclin-dependent kinase F-4. The transcript has a single exon. The coding region runs from base 42 to 1106 and encodes 354 amino acids. Gene Ontology annotation, cellular component: nucleus; cytoplasm. Gene Ontology annotation, biological process: protein phosphorylation; intracellular signal transduction. NCBI's taxonomy places the organism in Eukaryota, Viridiplantae, Streptophyta, Magnoliopsida, Asterales, Asteraceae. Gene Ontology annotation, molecular function: ATP binding; protein serine/threonine kinase activity. The record is from RefSeq and is a predicted model, not a curated record.
GUGCUACUUGUUUACUUUGUUAAGAAAUAAGGAGUUACGCAAUGGAGAAGUAUACAAAAAUCAUGGAAAUUGGACGUGGGUCGUAUGGUGUUGUGUGGAAGGCGAUGAACAAGCAAACCGGUGAAGUGGUUGCCAUCAAGAAACUCAACAAUGAGUACAAGACGAACGAAGACAGCAUGAACCUGCGAGAAGUUAAAUCACUCAUCAAGAUUGUGAAUCAUCCGAAUAUCGUAAAGCUCAAGGAAAUAAUAAGAGAAAACAACACGCUGUUCUUGAUAUUCGAAUACAUGGAAGGCGAUCUCUACCAACUUAUGGUUGAACGAACAAAGCCUUUUACAGAAUCCGAGAUUAGAAACAUGUGCUUCCAAAUCCUUCAAGGUCUAGCAUACAUGCACCACAAGGGUUACAUGCACCGUGAUCUCAAACCGGAGAACAUUCUUGUUUCCAAGAAUAUACUAAAGAUUGGUGAUCUUGGUUCUGCCCGAGAGACAAAUGGUGAACAGCCAUACACCCAUUAUAAUGUUACAACGUUAUGCUAUCGCGCCCCAGAGGUUUUUCUACGAUCUCCGUGUUACAACUCUUCGGUUGAUAUGUGGGCAUUUGGUGCAAUCAUGGCUGAGUUAUACACCACCCAAGCAGUUUUUGAUGGUUCUUCUGAUGCGGAUGUAAUGCAAAAGAUAUGCGGCGUGUUAGGCACCCCAACAGAAAGUACAUGGCUCUCGGGAUUGGAUCUUGCAAGAAAUGUGUUAUAUCGGUUUCCAGAUUUUCCUGGCAUGCGGUUUUCUGAGUUGUUGCCGACCGCAAGCUCUGAUGCGGUUAAUUUGGUUGCUUCACUUCUUUCAUGGUGUCCAAGUGAUAGGCCGACAGCCAUGGAAGCGCUUCAGCAUCCUUUCUUCCAUGGCUGUUAUUGUGUGCCGCCAACAAUCCGCCUUGAAGACACCUUCCUUAAUUCGGUGCCGCUAGUGUUCAAAAUGGCUAAGCAACGGGAGUUGUUGAAAGAGAAAAGAAGCUUGACUAGUUGUGGGAGUGGACUGGAAAAACUGGAUUCAAAUGAAGAUCAGAUUCUUAUGCUGCAAUCAAUAAAUUUCUUUGACUUUAUGGAGUAAGAAGAAUUACUAUGAACUCAUAGAAAUUGACUGUCAACGUUGUUUAAGGUUUUAAUUUAGGUUGUAAAC